Molecule: messenger RNA, 1048 nt
Organism: Symphalangus syndactylus (siamang)
Lineage: Eukaryota; Metazoa; Chordata; Mammalia; Primates; Hylobatidae
Gene: INKA1
Product: inka box actin regulator 1
Cellular component (GO): nucleus
Molecular function (GO): protein kinase binding; protein serine/threonine kinase inhibitor activity
Source: RefSeq, a predicted model, not a curated record
GCGGCGGCGGCGGGAGCUACGGAGAGCGAGGAGCCGCGCAGGCAGGCGGAGGCUGAGGGUGCCGCUGGCCGGCCCGCCCAGCUCUCUCCGCGCGGCUCCGCCGGGGUUCCAAGAGGAGCCAGUAGGCUCGUUGGGGGCCCCGGCACGGAUAUGCAUAGCGCUCGGCUUGACAGCUUCCUCAGCCAGCUCCGCUGGGAACUGUUGUGUGGUCGGGACACAGGCUCACCCCCAAUGCCUGGUCCCCUGCAGCCAACUCCCCAAACUGGCCCAGAUGUGCAGCCCAGCCAGCAGCUUAGGGCCUCGGGUGCCUUGGAAGAGGACUCAGUCUGCUGUGUGGAGGAGGAAGAGGAGGAGGAGGAAGCAGUGGUGACAGAAGACAGGGAUGCAGCCUUGGGAGGCCCCAGGGAGCAUGCCCUGGACUGGGACUCUGGCUUCUCGGAGGUGUCAGGCAGCACGUGGCGAGAGGAAGAACUGCCUGUAUCCCAGCGCCCAGCACCCUCAGCACAGCCCCUUCGUAGGCAGCGCCUCUCAGUCAGUGGCCUCCCCAUGCCCAGCAGGGCCCCUGUAGCCAGUGUACCACCUGUCCACCGUCCACGGCCCAAGUCCACCCCAGACGCCUGCCUGGAGCACUGGCAGGGACUGGAAGCAGAGGACUGGACAGCAGCCCUGCUGAACAGGGGUCGCAGUCGCCAGCCCCUGGUACUAGGGGACAAUUGCUUUGCUGACUUGGUGCACAACUGGAUGGAGCUGCCUGAGACAGGGAGUGAAGGGGGUGACGGAGGUGGGCACCGUGCCCGUGCUCGGCCCCCUCAGUUCCUGCUUGGCCUCUCCGAGCAGUUUCGGCGCCGGCUGGCCAGGGCUCGGCGGACAGCUAUGGCAGGAAAGCGGCUGUCAUGCCCACCUCGCCCAGAACCUGAACUGCCUGCAGAUGUCUCACGCUUCGCAGCCCUCAUGAGCUGCCGUAGCCGCCAGCCCAUCAUCUGCAAUGAUGUCAGCUACCUCUGACCCUGCCCUCCGGCCUGGGACAAUAAAAGUCUUUUUUCUAGAC